Capsicum annuum is the source of this 2538-nucleotide messenger RNA. Its product is annotated as probable ADP-ribosylation factor GTPase-activating protein AGD14. Gene Ontology annotation, molecular function: GTPase activator activity. The record is from RefSeq and is a predicted model, not a curated record. The transcript is spliced from 14 exons. NCBI's taxonomy places the organism in Eukaryota, Viridiplantae, Streptophyta, Magnoliopsida, Solanales, Solanaceae. Bases 246 to 2180 code for a protein of 644 amino acids.
AAACAAAUUUAGUAUCCAACGCCACCGAAUGAAAAAGAACAAUCAGCCAACCAAAAAAACUGCCAAAACUCCCUCUUCACCUCUCCCUUCUACCCCCCACUCAAUCCCAAAAAAAGAAAAAAGAAAUAAUAUUUUGUCCACCAUGAGAACACAAUUAUCACCUGUUUUCCUACAUCUCCAACAAUUUCCCUUCUAUCAUCAAUUAAAGCUGGUAAUUUGGGAGAAAAGAUUGAAAUUGUUGGAAGAUGAAUAAAAUGUUCAAUCGAAUGAAAGGAGAGGAGAGGAUAGAAAAGUUAAUUCGUGGUCUUUUAAAGCUUCAAGACAACAGGAGAUGUAUCAACUGCAACAGUUUGGGGCCACAAUACGUUUGCACAACUUUCUGGACAUUUGUCUGCACACGUUGCAGCGGAGUGCACCGUGAGUUCACACAUAGAGUAAAAUCCGUGUCAAUGGCUAGAUUUACUGAAGAAGAAGUUAGUGCUCUGGAAGCCGGAGGGAAUGAGCGAGCAAAAGAAAUCUACUUCAGAACAUGGGAUACGUAUCGUAAUUCAUAUCCAGAUCCUAGUGAUCUUCACAGACUUCGGGAGUUUAUAAAGCAUGUUUAUGUGGACCGGAAAUAUUCAAGUGACAGGGGCCGCGAGAAGCUUCCCGUAGUGAAAACAAGUUUUAAAGAUGACUAUUACAGUCCUGGAGCUAGAGAUGCAGACGGAUGGUCAUCUGAAACCUACAGUCCAAGAAGAAGAAGUGAUGAUAUAAACGUAAGAUCAUACUCCAAUAUUGAGGAUAGAAGAAGUCCCCAUAAUAACAACCAAGGUAAUAGAUCUAGCAGGGCGAGAAGCCGACCAACUCGCUUUGAAAUAGUUGAUGACAGGUUCCGAGAUGAUGGAACUAGUGAUGUCAAGAGAUAUCAAUAUCAUAUAUUCUCAAAAUCAGAGCGUAGAAGCAACUCACCUAGUUCCCCCAAAAUACAAUCAAUCAAAGACAUCUUGGGUGACAAAGUUGUACCACUAGAGGUUGGUGAAUCUCCUAAACAAAGUGCAGCCGGAGUUACUAGUGAAAGCCCUGCUAAUGAUGAGAAAAUGGCAACGGAGGAAGCACCUGCUGCCAAUAUUGGUAGCUUAAUUGAUUUGGAAAAUGAACCUCAGCCUCAGCAACAGACACAACAAACAGAGCCACCUAAAGAAACCACCAAUGCCUCAAUUCCGUCUUCCUCAGCAGAGAAGGUUUCCAAUAUGGAUUUACUGGAAUCUUUGUUUCUUGACAUGUCAACUCCACCAGUUGCGUCAACAGAAAUUCAAGCUGCUACUGAAGCUACACCAGUUGCAACUGUAUCUUCAUGCAAUAUCUCUCAAAUAGCUGGAGCUCCCCCUGUAGUUUCUAGUAGUUUUGGACCUCCUGUGGCUUUUCUCACGAGUUCCGUAGCAUUGCCUGGACCAAAUGAUUCCACAGCUCUCUCUAUCAAAAAUCAGCAUUCUGCAGUCCCCAUAGGCAUCAAUAGCUCCAAUAUUCAACAAAGCACUGCAUCAUUUGGAGUUCAGCAAAAUACUUUGCAGCCUACAAGAAAUGCUGAAGCACCACCUGCAAAUCCAUUAUCUCUUCAGCCAUCUCAAGCUGCCUCUGUGUCAACUCUAAAUAGUAGUCCAUCAAAUGAUCCAAAAUCUAUUGGAAGAAAGGAACUCCCAGCGGACCUUUUCACCUUGAGCUUUCCUCCACUUGCUGCAGCUGUUCCUGGUUGGCAAUUUGCCCCUCACAGAAUGGCGUAUGGCAUGCAAUACCACCCGGCAGCUAUGACAGCUCACCCAAACUCAGCAAGAUCAAGAAAUCCAUUCGAUAUUGGUCAAGAUGGACCUCAAGUUCAAGGCUCAGAGUUCCCUUCAAUGUUACCUAUGCAAGCAGCACUACCAACAAAUGUACAGCCUCAGCCACUGCCUUAUGCUAUGGCAAUGCAUAUGCCUCCACAGAUAGCUAACUCUGGGAUGCCCGCCAUUUCUGGAGGAGCAUAUGCAGGGCAACAGAUUCCCAGCAACAUGGCCCUUGCCAGAUCACAAGGGAAUACUAGCUUUGGCAAAGAUGAUUCCACCUUCGCUUCCUUAAAUCCUCUUCAACAAUCCAAUGAUGCAUAUUUCGCGCCAGCUAGACCGAGCAGUUUUUCAACUGGGGGAGGAAAUCCAUUUGGAUAGUCGAAAAAAGAAACAUCAAACAUUAUAUAUACAAGACUUCACUUGUUCGAGUUACUUGUAUCCCAUACACGUGUAACUUAGGAGAAGUUAGUUUCAUCAGUCUUGUUAGAAGUGUAUAGCUAGCAUGUAUUAUUGAAACUGAAAGGUGUACUAGCAGCUGUAUAUAUUCAGAGGCGGAUUCUGAUAGCAAUAAGCAGUGACAGAAGAAAAAAGAUAUAAUGUAACUAGAGCAAAAUAACGUUCAUUCUUCCUUAUUCUCCCCUUGCUCCAAUACAGAAUAUAAGGAAGAAAAGAGUUGAUGUGGCAUAACCACUUCUGGGGUUCAAAAGGAAAUAAAAUAACUAAAAACUUGACUUGA